AUGUCUAUUGGCUUGGUCAAGAAAAACAAGACAGCUACUUCAUUGCCCAUAAAACUUCUGCCAUCGAAUCUACGACCCAUUGUUUUUAGAACUCUAACGAAAAAGCAUGGUUUAAACGUCAAUUCUGAGGCAUUAGCCAUGCUUACAGAUGUCAUAAGUCAAAAAUUUGGUUUUGAUUGGCGAAGUAUCCAGUCGCAACAGUUUCUCGAGGAGAUUGCCAAAUUCUGGAAAUUAGAGGAUCGUGGGAUAUUUGUUGAUGCUGAGGGACUAAAAUCAGUGAUGAAGGAAAUUAACCUGAAAGAAGAGGCUCUAAGAGUUCAAAAAGCUGGAAGGACAGAUACCAUCGUAGAUGACCAGAUUACAGAAGAUGAAAUACAAAUUCAAUGGCAAGACUAUUUCAAAAUAGUAUCGCCUAACGAGCAACCACGAUGUACUUUUGACAAGACAAGAAAACAGUUUAUUGUCACUUUACGAAAGGAAAAAAUGCCUCUCUUGGCCAGUUUGAGUCUAAAUCAAAGAGCAUGCGUUGAGUCCAAGAACAACCAAUACCAUUUAAUUAUGGACAGAUUAUCUCGGAAUGAAAGUUUCCAAAAAGUGUCAAUGACCAGCAUUUCCAACCUCCAUUCGAUAUCAAACAACAAUGGCGGGAUGUUCUUUAACAAUGAAAUAACAUUGAUCAAAAAUGUACUCGGUAGAGAUGGACAACGGUUUUUGCUUUUUGGGUUAUUAUCCAAAGAUUCUGCUGGUGAAUUCAUCUUGGAAGACUCAACAGACUAUAUCGAAUUGAACCUUGCACAAACCGUCAAAAACCAAAGCUCAUUUUAUUCACCAGGAAUGUUUGUAUUGGUUGAAGGGAUAUAUUCAGCAUCUGGAGGCAACUCAUCGCUGAACCAGGAUUAUAUAGGAGGUUGUUUUUACGUGAGCAAUAUUGCACACCCGCCAGCAGAAAGAAGAGAUAAGAGUUUGGAAGCUUAUGGGCUUGUUGACUUUUUGGGUGUGCAUAGACACAUUGCGUCUGCCAAUGGAGGAGACCGGGCAAUAAAGAUACCUAAACCGUACAAAAAGAAACUUUCACAACUCGAAAAAUCAUUAACAAACCACAAAAUUGUUUUUAUGGGAAGCGAUUUGUAUUUCGAUUCACCCAAAGUGAUAAAUGGAUUAACGAAAUUUUUGCAAAGACUCGAAAACUCAAUAAUUGAAGAGCAGGAUGGCGAUGGCGAGAGAAAGACACCGCUUGCUUUGGUUCUAACUGGUUCGUUUUCAUCUAAACCUUUGACCUCAACUACUUCUUCGGCAACAAGUAUUUCCAACUCAGAGCAUUAUAAGGGACUUUUUGACUCUUUUACCAAUUUGCUUGCCAAUUACCCUAAUGUGGUGCACACUUGUAAAAUUGUUCUUAUUCCUGGCGAUAACGACCCAUGGCAAUCGACGUUUUCUUUGGGUUCAUCUUGCUUGAAUGUGAUCCCGCGGGCCUCAAUUGCCAGAGUCUUUGUCAAUAGAUUGGAGAAAUUAUUACCGAGGGGAAACUUGAUCCUUGCUUGGAACCCAUGUAGGAUCAAUUACCUUUCGCAAGAGAUUGUUGUGUUUAAAGAUCAAUUGAUGAGCAAGUUCAAGAGAAACGAUAUUGUAUUCCCACAGGAUUUGGAAUUGGAAAAAGAUCCAUUAGAAGGAUUAAAUGAUAAAGAACGAAUUGACCAACUAAUACAACGAAAAGACGAACAUGUGAGCAGCAAGAUCAAACAAGCAAGAAAGCUAGUCAAAGUAAUCUUGGAUCAAGGAACAUUGCUGCCAUUUGAAAAAAGUUUAAAGGUAGUCAACUCGCAGUACGAUUAUAGUUUGAGACUUGAACCACUGCCAAAUAUCAUUAUCUUGCACGACACGAGCUUUGACAACUUCGAAGUCACGUACCAGGGUUGUAGAGUGGUGAACAUAGCACGAGCAAUGAACCAGGGGAGCAGAAAAUUGAACUAUGUUGAAUACUAUCCAAGCUCUAAAAAGUUUGAUUUUAAAGACUUGUAUUUCUGA
Lodderomyces elongisporus is the source of this 2025-nucleotide messenger RNA. RefSeq names its product DNA polymerase epsilon noncatalytic subunit (gene DPB2). Gene Ontology annotation, biological process: error-prone translesion synthesis; DNA-templated DNA replication. Gene Ontology annotation, cellular component: epsilon DNA polymerase complex. Gene Ontology annotation, molecular function: DNA binding. The transcript has a single exon. The record is from RefSeq and is a predicted model, not a curated record. NCBI's taxonomy places the organism in Eukaryota, Fungi, Ascomycota, Pichiomycetes, Serinales, Debaryomycetaceae. The coding region runs from base 1 to 2025 and encodes 674 amino acids.